AUGCCACUGCUGAAUCGCUUGUUUAGUCUUGCCGUGCUUGGGAUUUCCGCAGUUCCAUCCGUGCUGUCCUUCCAGCCGGGCUUUGACUAUGGUUCCGAAAAAGUACGAGGUGUCAAUCUUGGCGGCUGGCUUGUCCUAGAGCCUUGGAUCACUCCAAGUAUAUUCGAGAACACUGGCAACGAUGAUAUUGUCGAUGAGUGGACCUUCGGCGAGUACCAGGACUACGACACCGCACUGGCGGUUUUACAAGACCAUUGGAACUCUUGGAUCACCGAAGAUGACUUUGAAGCCAUUGCAGCAGCUGGCUUGAACCAUGUUCGUCUCCCCAUCGGUUACUGGGCAUUUGCGGUCGGUUCAGGAGAACCGUACAUAACUGGUCAGCAAGAAUAUUUGAAGAAGGCCAUUACCUGGGCGGCGAACCACGACCUCAAGCUCAUCAUCGACCUGCAUGGUGCCCCUGGCAGUCAGAACGGUUUUGAUAAUUCUGGUCAUAGAAUGUCGUAUCCAACAUGGCAGUCUAACCAGACCAACAUCGAUAGGACAGAUGACAUUAUCAAGACCAUUAUUUCUAUGGUCGAUUCGGAGUACGAAACAGUGCCUAUCAUCGCACCAUUGAAUGAACCUGCAGGAUAUGACGGUGACGAAAUGCUCGAAGUCGUGAAGCAAUAUUGGUAUGACUCAUAUCCUUACAAUUCAUCUACAGAAAGUAAUACUGUUGAACUCAUUCAUGACGCGUUCCAAAGUCUCAGUUAUUGGGAUGGCUUUAUGGUUGACGGAUACGACGGCGUCGCAAUGGACACUCACAUCUACCAGAUGUUUUCAGACGAGGAAGUUGCCUACAACUAUUCUCAGCACAUCACAGAGGCGUGCAGUUAUGGGUCUAGCCUCGCCGACUUUGACCUGUGGAUAAUUGUUGGUGAAUGGACCCCUGCAUCCACAGACUGCGCGAAAUGGUUGAAUGGUCGCGGCACUGGAUCACGCUAUGACGGAACCUAUUCAGGCUCGACCUACGUCGGCAGCUGUACGGGCAAAACAGGCAAUGCUACGUCCUUUAGCUCAGAUUACAAGACCUUCAUGCGCCAAUACUGGGAAGCUCAGGUCAUCACCUACGAGAAAGGUAGUGGAUGGAUUCAAUGGACCUGGAAGGCUGAGAAUGCGGAUGAUUGGACUUACCAGGCUGGGUUGAAGUAUGGAUGGAUACCACAGGACCCAACUGACUUGGAAUACCCGGACAUUUGCGAUUGA
Molecule: messenger RNA, 1245 nt
Organism: Suillus subalutaceus
Lineage: Eukaryota; Fungi; Basidiomycota; Agaricomycetes; Boletales; Suillaceae
Product: glycoside hydrolase family 5 protein
Exons: 7
Coding region: 1-1245 (414 amino acids)
Biological process (GO): glucan catabolic process
Cellular component (GO): extracellular region; cell surface
Molecular function (GO): beta-glucosidase activity
Source: RefSeq, a predicted model, not a curated record